AUGAUAUUUAAAUUGAUUUUUUUUAUUUUAUUGGAAAAUGUUGUAUCGAGUCUUCGAUGUAAAACAGCGUCGCCAUCCAAUUGUCAUCAUAAUUUAACAUGUACAUAUGGUAUAAAAGAAUGUCAUUCACCAGAAUUCUCAUCAAAUUCUCGUGGUGGAAUGUAUUGCACAACAAUUCUAGAUACUAAUAAUAAUAAUGAAAUAAUUGUUGGUAAAAUGGAUUGUAUGUAUGAUCAAGAAACAGGUAAAAUAUGUAAAAAUCAAACUCAAUGUAUUAUGACAUAUACAAAUAAAGAUAAAUUAUUUUUACAUUGUUGUUGUAAUAAAGAUAAUUGUAAUUACAAUUUUAUCAUAAGCAAUUUAUCCGAAGGAAAUUCUUCAACAAUAUCAUCUACUACAGAGAGACCUAUAUAUAAACCUUUUUUACGUAAACCAAUUCAUAUUAUAUUAUUAUGUUUAAUUAUUGGAUUUCUAAUUAUAUUAAUAAUAAUAUUCAUUAUUUGUCGAAAGAAAUUUCCAAGAAGUGGAGAAAAACUAAUUCGUUUAUUUGAUAAAUCAUCAAAAACGGAUGAAAAUCUUUAUCCUUUUAUAGAAAAAAGCAAAGAAAUAAAUAUAAAAGAAUUAACUAUUGAAAAUCUAAUUAAAAAAGGUCGAUUUUCUUUAAUAUAUCAAGGAAAAUUAAAUAAUGAACAAGUUGCUAUUAAAUCUAUAUCAAAUAAAAAUGAUUUAAUUCAUUCAAAUAAAUUAUUUGAAAAUGAAAAAGAUAUUUAUUCAUUACCAAAUAUGGAUCAUGAAAAUAUCGUUAAAUAUUAUGGUUAUUCAAUAACAAAUGAUAAUAAUUAUAUAAUUCUUGAAUUAAGUAAAUAUGGUUCAUUACGUGAUGUACUUCGUAAACGUUUAUUAAAAGAUGAAUAUGAAUUAAUAUUAAUAUCAAAACAAAUCUCAAAUGGUCUUGAAUAUCUUCAUAAUGAUUUUCGUCGAAAUAAUUCAAAAGAAAAUUCUCGUCCACCAAUUGCACAUAGAGAUUUUAAAUCGGAUAAUAUACUUUAUUUAAAUGAUCAUCGAUUAGUUAUUUCAGAUUUUGCAAUGGCUAAUCAACUUACUCAAAAUCAAAUUUAUCCUUAUGAACAACAACAAAUUGGAACAGCUCGAUAUAUGUCACCAGAAAUCUUAGCUGGAACAAUUGGAUGUGAAACAAAUGCUUUACUUAAAUGUGAUGUUUAUGCUCUUGGAAUUGUUUUUUGGGAAAUUUUAUCAAGAUAUCCAUAUGAAGAAGAAACAAAUAUUGAAUAUGAAAUGGCAUAUGAAAAACAAUUAAUUCAACAUGGUUUAGAUAAUAUAAAUCCUCAAGUAAAUGAUAUAUUACAAAUAAUUAAUCUUGAAAAACCAAAUAAUCGUCCAUUAAUUAAAUCAUUAUGGAGAAAAUCAAAUAAAAAAUCUAUAAAUGAAAUUCUAUUGACAAUGGAACAAUGUUGGGAUCAAAAUCCUGAAGGUCGAAUUAGUGCAGCUUUAGUUGCAUUAAGAAUGAGACAAUUAUCAUAG
This is a messenger RNA of Rotaria sordida, 1542 nucleotides long. NCBI's taxonomy places the organism in Eukaryota, Metazoa, Rotifera, Eurotatoria, Philodinida, Philodinidae. The record is from the annotation of a GenBank genome assembly.